AUGCAAAAACAACAGAACAGACACUCUUGGACAGACGAGGAGCUGAACAUUCUCUCGUAUCUCCGAUACGUCCGCCGCUGGCGCUUCAAACAAAUCCAAACGUCAUACUUCCCAUCACUUUCCCCGAGUGCACUCUUAGGAGCCUACUGGCGCCUGUCCACUAAAGACCGCAUACGCCGAGCAUCGGGGAUCACUAUUCCAGUCACCUCUCCUCGCAACACUGUGAAAGACUUCCAAAGUGCCUCCAAACCUCAACCCGCGUGUUCCAGUAUCGAACAAGAGCCAAGUCACCAUAUUUGCCCCAUCUCUGGCGCUUCCUAUCAGCCAGGAAACAGCGUUGAGGCUUUGGUCCAGGCCCCACCAAGCCCUGCGGCCGGAGGCGAGCCAUUUAUAUACAAUAACAGCAAUAUGAGCCGCUACAAACUCCGGCCAAACAGACCUUCAACCUUCCCGCAAAGGAAGCCACGAUAUCUAGUUGACCGGCACCGUUUCCCUCGCUUCUUUAGAUCGUAUAGACUCUCUCGAGAUCUCCACGGGCUUCCAGACAGGGACUAUACUCCUCCAUCUCGGACGCCUACACCAAACUCAUCAGACCGUAGCCUUUCCAUCGUUUCGAGCCUCCCCAGUGCGGCAUCGAGCCUUGAACUCUUCGGCUUGGAAGUGCGUUCUCUUCACUCAUCAGAUCGUGAAUCGGUUUCCUCCGAUCCGCCCAACGACAUAUCCAGCCCAGAAUUCUUCAGCUCAGAAGAGCGCCCAUUGCCAACAUGA
Messenger RNA from Penicillium samsonianum, 768 nucleotides. RefSeq lists its product as uncharacterized. NCBI's taxonomy places the organism in Eukaryota, Fungi, Ascomycota, Eurotiomycetes, Eurotiales, Aspergillaceae. Bases 1 to 768 code for a protein of 255 amino acids. The record is from RefSeq and is a predicted model, not a curated record. The transcript has a single exon.